This is a messenger RNA of Phanerochaete carnosa HHB-10118-sp, 669 nucleotides long. RefSeq lists its product as uncharacterized. The transcript has a single exon. Bases 1 to 669 code for a protein of 222 amino acids. Lineage: Eukaryota; Fungi; Basidiomycota; Agaricomycetes; Polyporales; Phanerochaetaceae. The record is from RefSeq and is a predicted model, not a curated record.
AUGUCUUUUGCAUUCGACACUACUUACCUGGCCAGUCCAGGCAACGACAUCCUCGCAGACUUGAAGUCUGACGAUAUUUCUCGUACUCCCAUGCCUGCCCUUCCCUCUCCCAUUACUCCACGAAGGAUAAGGGUCACAGCCGUGAUCAAUACGUGCUCGGACGGCAGCAACUCCACGACGUAUAAUGUUGAAGAGGUUCCUCGUGCUGCUGAGCGGGUUAUGAAGGCGAUCUCGCCUCCGCUCCUUGGCUGCCGUCGAAGCCGCAGUCGCUCGCAGUCGUCUAUCCGCAGCGACGAAUUAUCCCCUCGCACUCCAUCGCCUUCUAUCUUCGGGUCAUUGACCUCGCUGUCGCCGUUCACUCCGUUUGGCGCGCCUCGUAUUGGGUGUCUGCCGUCCUCAGCGCUGGAAGACGGCCGGGUCGCGUUCCCGGACCCCGAGUGGGCAGCGUACGACUCGGACUCGUCUUCCGGCAGAGCGUUGCACUGCACAAACGCGUUGCGCUUCGAACCUUUUGCAGAUGAGGAGGAACCCCAUUAUUACCUUCCAACGAACCUCUUCUCGCCGGAACUGGAGAUGAGCGAGGCUGAGUUCAAGGAGUCAGUAUUCCUGUGGAUCGAGAGGAGGAAGAACAGGAAGGCUUACAAGGGCACUGAGGACGCUCGUCGAUGA